Molecule: messenger RNA, 1370 nt
Organism: Protopterus annectens (West African lungfish)
Lineage: Eukaryota; Metazoa; Chordata; Ceratodontiformes; Protopteridae
Product: UPF0575 protein C19orf67 homolog
Exons: 5
Coding region: 1-642 (213 amino acids)
Source: RefSeq, a predicted model, not a curated record
AUGGCUAGAACCCAUUCCACAUACGUUUUGGCUUCUUCUGUGGCUUUCUUUAAAGGCUUUGACUCUAGAAGUAUUCCAAAGCUUUUGCACCUGUCUCAACUCCUGGUCUUCAAUGUGGAGCAGUUGUUGCUGGACUGUAGAUCACAUGGGAUCAUUUCCUUAGAUGAGACUGAUCCUUGCAGCAUCCCAUAUUUCUGUCGUGGUGAGUUCCAGUUCAGGUCUCGAUAUAAAGUCUCUAUUUUUCAUUACUGUGCGGCAACACCUUAUACAGCAGCUAAGGAACCAAAGAAUUUGUACAAAAGAAUGAGGUGGAAUGUGGAAGUAUUAAUGGAAUCGUCACAAUUGAGAGAAAACAGUGAGCCAGACACAGAGUAUUAUUUCCUGUGCUACAGAGAUGCAAAAGAGACUGAUAGAAGCAGCCAAGCUUUCCACCGGAAAGAUAUUGUUUUUCAAAGGAUUUGGUCCAUUGGCAGAUGGAUCCAAAUGUAUCCAGAUCCAAACAACUCAGAUAUAUAUGCCUGGAUUCUUUGUGAGCAGCCACAUGGAGAUUAUGAAGAAAUUUUGACAAUUGGCCCUGAAGAACCUUCACAUAUCCAAGCUACUGAUCUAUUAGUAAAGAUUUUAAGGAGCCAGACACCCUGAAUGCCAUUUAUUACCCUGGUGCAAGACAACCAAAACUGGUCUGUACAAGUUUCACUUUAACACCUAAGGAUCAUUCUUUUACCAUGAAUGACUGGUCACAAUAUAUUCUUAUUGCUUUUCAUGCUACUCUGAGGCAAAGAGAAACCAAAUGUACUUCCCAAAUAGUAGACACCAAGAUAUUCUGUUUUCUACAGAAAGAAAGAAAGAACACAAUAUGGUGGCUGAUUUUUUUUGGAUUAUUGAUAGUGCCUACAAGUGCAAGAGCUGCAUUCAUCACAAACUAUUAAUAUCUCUGCGGACUGUGAUUUCUAAGCAGUAUGCAAUAAUAAGUAAGAACUUAAGUGAAGAUACUGAUGAAAGAUGGUUUUCACGCAGAUCUUGUUCCUGUGCAUUAUCACAAUAUUUGUUUGCAGCCAUUGUAUACUAAGAUUGCAUUUCUUGUAAACCCCAGUUGGUAGUACAAGCAAGAAACAAUAGUUAGUAUUCUACACUGUCAGUGUUAUCCAAGACUGUUAAUAAGUCUUCUUCCUCACAGUGUUAAAAUAAUUCACUUUUAUGUAAUAGAGAUGUGGCAGCUCUUCAUUAAAUAUUCUUAUGUUUACUACUGUUAAUUUGAAGUGGCUGUAAAUGUUAAUAAGAGCAUUAUUAGAAUCACAGAGGUUAUACUGUGGGCUUAGCAUCAAAAGAAAUAAACAAUAAGUUCUGUUGCGUUAACAAUCUGCUGUAAA